GCUUUUGACAAAAUAUCAACAAGAGUCCGUGUCGAUUAAUAAUAAUUUAAAAAGUAAUUCAAAUAUGAACACUCAAGAGUGAUAAAUAGAAAAAUGUCCGAACAAGUAGAAUUACUGUUUUUUGACACAUUUGCCCACGAUAACACUGAGGAAAUAAAUCUAGAUUUGGUGCAGUUUCCCAAACCUGUUUAUGUAGUGGAAGUCAGAAUAAUUCCUUUGGGAGCAAGAGUUCAAGCAGAUUUUCCUGGAGGAGUUAGACUUGGAGCAACCAACCCUAGUCAAUUCGACAUAGAAUUUUUUGUUAAUGAUUUAGGAAAACCAGGAGCUAGUACUUUUGAAACUUUAGGUGGUUUUAAAUAUGAUCAGAAUGGUUGUAUUAAUUUGGAAUGUGCUUCAAAUGAAAAUGUAAGGAAAAUUCCUACAGAUGGACUAGUUCUUAGAGGUUGGUAUACCACAAUAACACUUGCUGUAUAUGGCACUCUUACCAACAAUAUAGCAGAGCCAAUAAUUCAGCCACCUGUUAACCCUUCUUUAAAUAAUCAACCAAAUACUAUCCAAGAUGCACAACAAAUAUGUGCCGGGUCUCCACUAGAUGCAGAAUGGUCUCAAGAUAAUAUUACACCAGUACCUAUUGAUUAUACUGCUCAACAAGCUGAUCCCUAUCAGCAAUUUGUACCACCAGAACAAUAUGUUCAAGAAUUUGAUUAUUAUACAGAAGUUCCCAAAGAUCCCAGAAGUUAUCAUCAUACACCUGAAACUGAUUGGGAUAAAGGACGGAGGGAUGAUGUAAGAGAACACAGUAGGGAUGUACCCUAUCCAAAACCAACUUGUGAACGCGAUCAUAACAGAGCCGAAGUAGACCGUCGAGAUCGUGAAAAAAGGUAUUCUCGUUCAGAGAGCAAAGACAGAGACAGACAAUCUCGAGACUAUAGGGAUAUUGAAAGAGAACCACCGGAAGUUAAUUGGCCCGAACACGAUCAUCCCGACUAUCGACUCGAAAGAACUGACCAUGAUUGGAGCGAAAGAGAUCGAGAUAGAGGUCACGAUAGGGAUAGACAAUAUAGCAAACAUGACGAUAGCUAUAGGAGGUCGUAUAAUAGAAAUGAAGAGAGGGAGGAUAGAAAGCGGCCGAGAACGCCACCGUUACAUUCUCCAAAGCGACCUCAUACACCUCAGAUUCAAGAACUUACCGAAGUUGUCAUGGAAGAUAAUCUUAUUGUUCCUGUAGAACAGACUGAGAAGAGAGAAGAUGAAAGUGAAGAAGUUAAGGCAAGUCCUCCGAAGGAAAUGUCUGUAGACGAGCCACCGCAAUUGGAUGUUGAGGAGUUUGAACCCAUACUUAGCGAUGAAGAUAUACUUGAUGACACAGAUCACUACCAAGACUUAGAGUUUGAUUACACGGCAUAUACUAAUAAUGAUGAUAUCAUUAAAUUAUUCACUCCAGGUAUUACGGAACUUAAAAAAUAUCCCAAAAAGCAAAGAUUUAGCAUAAACGAUAAUGUUAUAGAAAUUGAUGAUAGUUUAAAAGUGUCGAUAGGUAUAGCAGAUGAUUACUUUAAAUCAAGUAUUACGAAAUACGAUAUAAAUAUAUUUAAUAAUCUAAAUACAGAGAUUAAAGAAGAAUUUGUACAUUUAUCUGAGAAAGUCAUGAACAUUAUAGGUCCUUCUCAACUAUUUUGCGAUAUUGUUAGAUUGUACGUGAAUACUAAAUCCUUAAACGUCGAGUCAUUGUCACAAGAAGAUAAAGAAUUGACAGAACAAGCACGUUUCAUAGUAUCGAAUCUGCUGGAUUGGUUAAAAGUUGCGAUAAAUUACGAUUUAGCCAAUCUUCAAACCCAGCCUGCCUAUAAAAUAAGGCAUCUCAAGAGUGGUGUUAGAUUGGCUGAUUAUUGCUGUACAAGUUCAGACUUUGUAACCCUUUUGUGGCAAAAUGAUGUUAAUCUUCAUAAAGAACUACUAAAUCUCUACGAACAAGAGUUUAUGGCUUUGUCUAUCAAGCUCAUGAUACUUAAAGCGCUAGAUACAUAUUUGCACCAUAAAUUUGCAGUCGAGAAAUUUCUUUGGGGCGAUCGAGCACACAGCGAAACAUCUAUAAGUGAAUCAGUCGAGUACACGAAACUCAUUUGUUACGUUCGAGAUAAUCCAUUGGUACGCAUAAAAUUUGCCUUAACAUCAAUUAUCAAAAAGCUUCACCUUUUUGAAGUACUUCACAAAUUGCAUUCUAUUCUAAUAAAACUUCGCGGUACCUCUUACGACAUUUCUCCAGAGGAAGUCAAUUUGAUGACCAAAUCUUUGAGCGAAAUUUUUACUUACGUUCGAAAAGGGCCGUUUGUGUUGUCACAACCAAAGAGAUUUUUGCCGGUAGCUUCACAGUUUGAAGUUAUGAGGGACCAUAAGGAUAGUAUCUUGAUGGAUUAUUUCAAGAUGUUUAAUUUGCUGCAGUGCUUCCUUUUAUUACUCACCCAUCCUAGCACUAUGAACCUACCAUUAAUAAAAACUCCUAUAUACGAGGUUAUUUCUAAAAUGUUAACAGAUAAUGAGGGUCUUCAAUUUUUAUCUGAAAAUGUUAGUACAAUGAAUUUGUUAUUAAAGUGUCUCUUGAGGAACGAAGAGGAGAUCCAGUAUGGCAGUGUGGACAUGAAGUCGCACAAUUUAGGGCUAAAAGUAGCUUACAAACUACAAGCUUUGUAUCACAUAGAACUGCUUUUAGCCAAAGCGAAAAUAUUGAAUUAUGACUGGGAAAAUCCAGAAAUUAUCGACAACUUACACUUAUUAUUUUGCCUAACGUUUUCACCGAUAGGGAAAGUUUGUUGUGCUGAAGUUUUGGGAUUGGAUAAUAACGUAAAUGCUUUACUUCAAUUCGUAGAUUUUAUUUUUUCGAAAGACAAACCCGAUAUAAUUCUUGCACGUAUUAAAAGUUCUCCAUCCAUCGGUUAUAUAAUUGAUUUGGCUUUCAUGGCAGUUACCGUAGUUUCCAACGUUCCUUUAAUGGAAAAACAUUCCAAAUUACUGUUGCAUUUGAGUAAUCAUCACGAUAUGUUUGAAGAAAAUGAAUGCAAUAAACUCAACGAGCUAAAGUACUACCUUCUGCCGUUUGAAAAUGUAACAACUUUAACUUACGAUAAUAUUUCUACGUUUGUCGAUGUCAUAAUGAAACAGAUGGAAAAUUUUCCUCAUAAUCUAGGUCCUAUAAUUACUUCUUUAAGGAUUAUAGAACACUUGGGAAUUUGUCCUUAUGCCAGUUCUCAAGGAGUUGCAGAACAUCCUUUAUGUCAUUAUGUAGAACUGAAAUACAAGCAUGUUAUACUACAACUGUUUUCUUUGGAUGGAACUUCUUUACUUACAAAAUUGUUGCAAAAAAUAUGCGAAUAUUACGAACAACCGAGUCUGCAUUCUUCCGUAAUAGCUGCCAAUCAAGGUUUAAUGAUAGUCAAUACAGUUAAACCCUCCAUUGUAUUGUUAAAACAAAUGUUAUCUUAUGUGAUUCAGUGUCAAAAUACAAACUUCAAGGAUCUUUCAGUUAUACCUAUACUUCUAAAAACUUACAAUCUACUAAUCAAUUUUCCGAUCUCUUCAGCAAUACAUUUCGUGGUACAAGAUGUAAAAGCUAAUGUAAUAGAUACUUUAUUAGUAUACACGCAACCUGUAUCUGAGCAAGUUAACGAGAAAGAUUCUUUAACUAAAACUUUAUGGACUCAAAUGUGUGGAGAAGUUAUAAAAUACGUUACGCUGUUGCCACAUACAUUUGUAUCAGGACUUCUGAUAUUUUCAGAGCUGCUACCUUUACCUCUUCCUCUGCAGACUAGCGAUGACCUUUCUGAGAAUGAAAUAUCGUGGAUAAUUAGUUUGAGAAAACUUUGGUCUGCUCACUUGCACCCUCAUAGUACCGUUAUACAAGAUAUGGUUAAUAAAUUGUGUAUAUCAACACAGCCGCAAUUAUUGAAUCUGUUGAGGCGUAUUUGUGUACAGAUUUCAGAUCUAGCGGCAAAUUCGGCUAUUAUGAUAACUAGGGGAGUAUUAGAUAAUGUGUAUGAUGCUGUGGUGCCCAAAGAAAAUACAAAAAUUGCUCCUUGUACUCCUUAUAUCGCUCGAUUGCUCAAUUUCUUAGCGUGUCUCGUUACCCAAAAUACUAUUAAAUGUGCUUUUUUGCAUUUAAUGCACUCAAACAGCCUUGUAACUCAUAAAACAGAAGAACGAUACGUGAAUUUAAUUCCAGCGUUUGGACAAAUUUUGAAAACGAGUUCGACUACCACCAGCCACAUACAAUCACAAGAGUGUAUCUUAAGCAUAAUACAAAGUUUUUGUGACAUUGAAAUUACUUUGACACAGACUGGAGCUGACGGUAAAGAAAUAUCGUCUGAUGAAUAUUUAUCGAAUGCUUUGCCUAUGAAGGAACAUCUCUUGUCUUAUAUUAAUAUGAUGGGAGAACACCUGACUACUGAUAACUCAUUUUUGACUUAUUUACCAAUAGUGAGGGCGCUGAUAUUAUUAACCGAACAUGACUACGGAUUUUUCCAUCUUAAAGAUCUCUUAUUAAAGAAAAAUGAUCUGUUCUUGUUGGUGUUAAAUAAAUUGGUUGAGAAUUUUUCAAAAGACAAUGGUGAAUGUUUGUCGACUUUGAAUACUUUGGUUGAAUUUUUAAGAGUGUGCGUUACAACAGAGGAGGAAACCGAACCAAACUUACCGUAUACUCCAAGAACGAUCAAAUUGACAUUAGAAGAAUUAAGAAACAUUAUAGGAUGGACAGGAGAAGCCGUUAAUGAACAUCCAUUGAAAAAAUUGGAAACAGUUUUGAAAGAAACAGUAGAGGAAAACAACCCUUUCGAAAGCUUUUUGGAAGGACUGACUGCCUUACUCAAAAUAUUACAAGAAGACACUCUAGACGCCAACAAAGACGUUCUCAUGUGUGGGGAAAUAAUAUUACCAGCACCAGAAACUCUUCUGACUCAAUUUUCUAGACGACUGGUAUUUAGUUCUGCAGAUGCUUGUGACGAAAGAUUGACGUCAACCUAUUGGCUGGGAUUGCCAUCCGAUGAAGGAGAAAAUGACUUAGAGCAUGUAUCUUGUGAUUUAAUAGAGGUGUGUCGACAGAAUUUAAGAUCAGAUUUUAAUAUUGUUAAGGAAAUCGAAAAGUUGUGUCGAAUAUCGAGAAUUGAAAAUAUCGAUGACAAAAAACGAAUGGAAGAUGAAGGCAUGAAAAUGAAGAAACCGUUUAUCACGCCUAUGAGAGCAAGAGGUUUUGCAAGGAGCGUACCCCAACGACCGGACCUCUUCCGAUCUCGACCCCCAAACACGUCUAGACCACCUUCCUUACAUGUGGACGACUUCGUUGCUCUGGAAACUUGUGGAGCACAACCAACAGGACCUACAGGAUAUAACAAAAUUAGCAGAGAAGUAUUAGCAUCAACGAGGAUAUCUAGAGGAACCAGGGGAAGAGCUUUUGUGACGUCUGAGAGAUCAAUGCAAUAUAGACAGAUGCCAUGGUGGGGAGCUGGUAUAGGAAGAGGACCUUAUUAAGUUAAUUAUUAUUUUAUUUUGUUACAGACUUGUGCAUUACUAUAAGUGUAAAUAUUGAUAAAGAACCAAUAAAAAGUAAACCGAAAAUCCC
Messenger RNA from Diabrotica balteata, 5608 nucleotides. Lineage: Eukaryota; Metazoa; Arthropoda; Insecta; Coleoptera; Chrysomelidae. The record is from the annotation of a GenBank genome assembly.